Messenger RNA from Mirounga angustirostris (Northern elephant seal), 4909 nucleotides. It is a transcript of the gene FAM167A, whose product is annotated as family with sequence similarity 167 member A. NCBI's taxonomy places the organism in Eukaryota, Metazoa, Chordata, Mammalia, Carnivora, Phocidae. The record is from RefSeq and is a predicted model, not a curated record. The coding region runs from base 1314 to 1946 and encodes 210 amino acids. The transcript is spliced from 4 exons.
UUUCUACUUAACCUCUGGUUUCUACGGAGCCGCUCUGAGCCUCAGUUUCCUCAUCCGUAAGCUGGAAAUGCCCACGCCCGCCCUGCAGAGUCGCUGGGAUGGUGCGGCAUAUAUUAGGCACUCAGCAGUGGGACGUGCUGCCGGGAGUUUGAACUCAAGCCGCCUGUGGAUGGGGUGUAGGCUCUGGGCUUGCUCACGCGAGCUGCAAGGUCGUUCUUUUGCCCCCUCCUCGCAGGCAAACUGCUGACAGCGGCAAAGCCACGUUGCCAUGGUUGAGGGAAGGACUGCCUUGGUUUCAGGUUUAAUAAAAAAAUAUAUAUAUGGAUAUGGAUAUUUGGGUUUGGCUUCGUCCAGGGUUUGGCAAACGCGUGUGGUUUGCUUCUCCUUGCGGCUGGGCGGGGGCUCCGGUUCAGGUCCUGGCGGGAAGGAGCAACUAGCGGGGCUUUAGGACCCGGCUGCGCGUCUGCUGGACCCCGCGGGUCCCGGGUCCCCGGAGCAGCGGGCGGAGAGGCUUGAAUGAGAUGCUGGCGGGGAUCGGACGGAAACCGCUCGCGGCGAAUAGCUCCGCCGUCGCCAGGCAACCGCCCUGACGCAACGCAAAAAAAAAAAAAAAAGUCCCUUAAAAAAAGAAUAGUGCCGAGAAUUCACGGGAGCAGAGAGAAAGGGAGGCAGAAGCCGGCUCAGCCCGCGAGGCCGGGGCCAGAGGCUGCGGCGGGCGCCGGGAGCCCGCGUCCGGAGAAGGAGGCGGGGAGCUCGGUGACACCCUUGGAAAGGGCCUUGGCGCGCCUCGGAAGGUAUGGAAACAGAAGCUCUGAAUGAUAAGUGAAGGUAACAACCAUUAGCACUGGACGCUGGAAACUGAGCUUCACCGGGAGACACCCCCGGGGGGAGUGUGGGGCCUCCUCCAACCAGCCGGCAGCCUCUCACCGCCUGCCCUUGCCCGUGAGGAAGGGAGCUGAGUCCUGUUUCCCCCGCUGAUCCGCCCGCACCUCCAGUACUUCUUGGCAAAUCUGCCCCCAAAGAUUCCUGCUGACGCUUGUCUGUUCCUGCCCUUUUGUGAACAUGGCACCCACAGGACUCCGGGAAGAAUCUUAAAUCCUGAGCCUCCACAGCGGCUCUGGAGGGCAUUCCGUGUGGCUCAUCCACCGUCCCUGUCAGCUCCGGGAGCUGCUCACAUCCCAACAAUGCCCUCAGGAGCCCCGACCCCAGCUGGAUGAGACCAUUCCUGAGUGGGACCCAACCUUGCCACCUACCAAGAUUCCCACACCGCCCCCCACCACCUCCCACGCCCGGCUGCCCCAGCAGACUCUAGAAUGUCUAUGCCUCAGAUCCAAGUAGAAGAAGUGGCAGGUGGGCAAGAAGAGACUGCAGGAGAAGCCCUGCCUCCCGACGACCACCUCCGGAGCCUGAAGGCUCUCACUGAGAAACUGAGGCUGGAGACCCGAAGGCCCUCCUACUUGGAAUGGCAGGCCAGGCUGGAGGAGCCAACAUGGCCCUUUCCGAGGCCAGCUGCUGAGCAGGGGGAGCAUGGGGAGGAGGAGCCCUCAUCCCCGGGGAGAGAGCCCAGGCAGCAUCCCCCACCUAACGGGAGUGCCAGCCAGGACACUGGGCCCCAGCCCACCGGCAAGUUGGAAGGCUUUGAAAGUAUCGACGAAGCUAUAGCCUGGCUCAGGAAGGAACUGAUGGAGAUGAGGCUGCAGGACCAGCAGCUGGCCAGACAGCUCAUGCGCCUGCGCAGUGACAUCAACAAGCUAAAGAUCGAGCAGACCUGUGACCUCCACAGGAGGAUGCUCAACGAUGCCACCUACGAGCUGGAGGAACGGGACGAGCUGUCUGAUCUCUUCUGCGACUCCCCGCUCGCCUCCUCCUUCAGUCUCUCCACCCCACUCAAGCUCAUUGGAGUCACCAAGAUGAACAUCAACUCCCGGAGGUUCUCUCUGUGCUGAGAAGCCCUAGAAGGGGGCGGAGGGACCAGAGCAGAGUGUCUGGGAGGCGGGGAGGGGGCGUGGGAAGGGCGUUGAGGCUGCGUUACCCUGAGUGGGUCUCCCCCGAGGCAGGGUUUCCCUGUGGCUGGUGAACCGUGGGCCCUCAGACCCACGGCAGGUGCUCUCUCAGGGGACCCCAACUGUGGAGCCCCACAACCCUCUGACUGUCCGUGACCCAAAGUGUUCUGCAGAAGGGCCGCUCCAUCCAAAUCUUCAAUGAGACCUGGCUCCCAGUAUGACACGUCUCCAUCCUCCCCUCCCUGCCCCCCCAUUCCUGUUUCCCGGAAUCACUGGUGCUAUGAUCUGGGAUCCCAAAGGGGGGCCCCCAAACACUGUGAUUCUUGCAGAAAGCUUCCCCAAGGGCACUGAGCAUCCAGGGAGCAGAUGAUUAGGUAUGUCAAGUGAGCCCAUCUGCUGUUGCCGUCUUCUAAGUACGGGCUCGUAGACAGGUGACUCAGCAGCCCUGUCAGGGACCCACCAGGAAAGGAAAACCAGGAGCAACGACAAAGUGGAGCUCGGGACCGCAGGCCCUACAGCCGCCGGGAGCGCCCCUGCUGGGCGCUGGCUGUGGUCACUCUUAGACCUUGGCACUACUGGUGUUACGUCGAUUGUUUUCAGCGCGUGCCAGGACACACCCGGGCAGCGGGGGCGGGGCAAACACAGGUACCCUCUCUGUUGCCUGCCCUGGCCGCACACCCCAAUCCCCGUCUCCAAAGAGCCCCUUUGCCGCCACCCUGCACCUCCAGGGGAGUGCCCGAGUGACUAGGCAAAUCUGUCCAUGGAUUUCCCAUCACCGAAUUCUCCUGGUGGCAUCACCUUUGUCCCCUUCUUGCCCCACCCCGCCCCCCCAGAAAGACUCGAGGGAGCUCGGAAGCUCACCCUGAGCCUCCUCUGACAUUCUGUGCCUGAUUUAAAUCACUAAUUUUAAUUGAAUCAGACUGUUACUACUCUGUUGCUAACUUGUUCACAACUGUUUGAUUUUUGUCCACAUGGUGAUGCCAGUUGGGUAGGUCAAGUUCAGUAGUUUAGGAUUUGAUUUGAAAAGGUUCUCCCUACUGACAAGCAUGAGGCCCAGCAAGCAUGAGGACUGAGAUCUCAACAGCAAGGAAAGUUAGCCUCGCGGAAUGCCACGUGGCGCAGGUUCUCCCCCCAGCUGGGGGUACCUUUUGACGUCAUCUAGUUCAAGCCUUCUUGUUCAUAAAGGAGUAAAGUGAAACCAGGGAAAGAGGAUGACUUCCCUCAGAUUACACGGCUCCUUAGUGGCUACUAUCAACAGGUUAAAUCAUUAUUAAGAAUGCCUAGACAGAUCACGUGUCAAUGAACUUGAACCCCAAAGACGGUCCUAAUGUUUUGCCAAACCCACAAACUGCCAAGCCCUCUACUCUCCACCUCACGCAGCCCCUACACGUACCUCUCACUUUGCAAUUCAGAAUAUUUGGGUCCAACUCAGAGCAAUGCCUGGAAAGUGGACCCACAGAACACGUAUUACCAAUCACACUUCCAUGGUCAGAGUAAGGUGUCCUGAUGUUCUUUCAUGUUUCAUCCUCUCGUAUAGUCUCGCUGGGGCCCGUGCACACUUCACACACACACACACACACACACACCCUGACCUACACUGGGAAGGUUGUUUUUCUUUAAUGGGCUGGCAGUGCGAGGACGUGAAUGAAUGGUCCCUAGUUAGAAAAGAACUUUGUGUCUUCCUUGUGAUUUCAAAGAGCCAGAGGCUUUAUGCUUCCUUCGCAAAAGGUGUAACAACGUCGAUAAGAGGUGUUUUCUGCCUGACUCUGAGCAGUGACUGAGGACCAGCGGACUGGUCCACAGAAGAGACCUGGGUGGGAUGCCAGACCUUUUAGACCUGCUCCCCCUGAGGCAGGAAGGGAGGGGGAUUUUCUCGACCCCGAGCUGUCUCUCCUCAGGGAUUCUGUAUGAGGACUGCCAAGUCCUACUGAGGUAUUCUCGCCAGUCUUCUCUGAGAUACGUCCUUGAGAUGGCAGGGGUCAGGGUGGCCUCCACACGCCACCUGCUCUGGAGAGGCACACAGGUACACAUACACCCACACGGGAAAGCCCAUUCCAUCUUCUGAAAAUAAUGCCAAAUUGCCUUUUUUUUUUUCUUUCUAGAAAUCAGUCAUUACAGGAAUUGAAAAAAUUGGAUUCAACUGAAGUGGCUUUAGUUGAUUUUGUCAAUCCAAUUGAAUUGGUGUCAACCUUGGCAAUUUAGUUGUCCAGCUCACGUAAUGUCCCCUUCCUUUCUUUGUUCUCUGAGAGCAAACCGAGAUCGGGGCACACUUUUUGGAACAGGUUAGACAUCUCAGCUCUUUUGCUUAGUUCACCCCCAAGAGAAUUUAAUUUGGGGAUGAGGAUGGAGGAGGAAGGGGAAGGGACCAGAGAUGAGAGUGGAGGAGCCUGGGUGCGUCUCCUUACUCAUUAUCCAGUGUCUGUUAGCUCUCUUAUUCCCACAGGGAACACAAAUAACUCCGCACGUCAGCUCCCUGUUGUAAAGUCCCUGCUAUGGGGGCUCAAGCGAUGUCUAUGGGUCCCCUGCCACCUAACCUGUGUUGCCAGCAUCCUGGGGCCACCUUCUGGCCCACCACUUGUACACAAUACUGUUUGUAGUUUAACUCAUCAUCUGCCCAUCUCUGUGUCACCCCCAAGGACCGCGGGUGUAAACCACGAGGUCGCCGUUGACUCGCCACGCACGGCAGUGUGUGGUGCCUUCAUGGACUCAGCAGAGAUCACAGAGGCCCGGGGAGCCUGGGGAGGCUUGUGAGGACCUGGGCCGGCCCCGGGGCCUCCUCCCUGUAGCAAUAUCAAGUGCUAUUACAUAAUCGAUGGACAAUUUAUAAUCUUAUUUUUUAUGACUCUUUGUUUCUAUAUUGCUGUUAGAAGAAGUGAAAUAAAAAUAUUUCAAAAGAAGAUACUAUA